AUGGCCGCCGCUGCUGCCCACGAGACAGAAACUACAGAGCAUGAAGACGGACCACGCGCUCCAACCCCGACGUCUCCGUACCUACCCCAAGGUACUGCAUGUGGAGCGGCAAGCGGGAGUCAAGACGAGGUAAUACUCAUCCCCUCUGAUUCGGAGUCGGAGUCGGAUAGUGAAGCAGACGAAGACGUUCCGUCUCUCAAGGCUAUGACUGCGCUCAUUGACAAGGAGACUGCGGCACAGCCUCACAGCACCUCGCCAGCAUCGACGAUGACAACUGUGCCUAAUACACCGCGAGCCGUUGAAUCAGGUCUUGAAGUGGAUGACGACAUGAAUGGGGCUCUACAACACUCAACUCCUCCUGUAUCUCUCACCACCUCGGUUUCCCCAAGGCAAGAGCCCGGGGAUGGGUCAAAAUCCAGUCGCUGCUCACCGAGUCUAUCCGCCGCCGAGGUAGCUGAGCGGGAUCUUGGGCAGGUAGAGGACGCAAAUGAGUCAGUGUCGAGUCAUUGUGACCACCAUGAAGCGGAUGACCGUGCCGAGCUGCUACGGCAGACUCAGCCACAUGAGAGUGCCAGCCAGAACGUUCUAGCCUCUGACGCCGACGGCCACACCACCGAUGUUGGCGACUGCAACAGCUCCCGCGAUGCCGACAGUGACAGCAGCGGCGACAGCUCCGGCGGUAGUAACGGCGACGGCGACGGUGACGACGAUGAGUAUGACGAUGACGGAAGCUCUCGCGAUACCGACGAGGAUGACCGGCACAGCAAAAAACGUGGGACGAGGCGCUCGCCUUUCGUGAGCAGUUCUGACCAUGGUCAUGCUGACGGCCCUCCCAAUGACCAUACAGAGGAGAACCCUCCUAGGCCGCACAAACGCCAGAAAGUCGCUCAUGAUAGAGCAGACAUUACGCCUGUCCGUCGCCAGAACUCUAUGACUCGCUCUGCAGGACGCCUGCCGCAAUCGCCUGAACGGCCGCAGACCGCCAGCAUGCUUAGCCCACCGGCCUCUCAUAGCCUCUCCGAAUCUGAGAGUGAUGAGGGUUCGGAUUGCAGCAACGCUUCCAACGAGCGCAGGGGCAUUCUUGCAGCCGGCGGCGAGAGCCACGACCGCACGGACGAGUCAAGAGCAACAAAGGAGGAGGUCGAAACCCAAGGGAUGAGACGAAAGGCCGGCGAUGUGGCUUUGCAACCAAUGGAGUCCCUAGAAGUAGGCCCAGGAUGCCCUAAUAUGGGCUUGAAUGUGGUGGCAUGGGCUUUUGGAAUGGAUGCAAGCGAUGAAGCCCCCGAGACUCCCCAGACGACGCAGGAUCAGGUGGCACCUGAUCAUCCCUCCCAACGCAUAAACACCACGACGCGUUCUGCUGUGCUUCUUAGAUACUACGAUCAUAAGGCAUAUGUCAUGUCAUGGACCUCCAUGCCUGCCAACCAAUCAUACGGGACAACAGUGGGAAUAGGAAGGCUUUUCAGUGGGCUGAAUAAGGCAUUCUUUGACCGAUUUGUCCGCGAGGCUAAGGUGCAAGACGACGGCGAGGCGGGCCUUUUCGGGCUUUGGAAAGCCAUCCCCCGACCUGUGGACCCGGAGGGCAAGUGCGAGCCAUUUAAAGUCCUCGUGAUAAGAUGCAAACGGGCACUGUGCAACGGACAGGUCUCGAGUCUUUCGACAAUGCGCCAGUGA
Beauveria bassiana ARSEF 2860 is the source of this 1674-nucleotide messenger RNA. RefSeq lists its product as uncharacterized. The coding region runs from base 1 to 1674 and encodes 557 amino acids. NCBI's taxonomy places the organism in Eukaryota, Fungi, Ascomycota, Sordariomycetes, Hypocreales, Cordycipitaceae. The transcript is spliced from 4 exons. The record is from RefSeq and is a predicted model, not a curated record.